This is a messenger RNA of Bubalus bubalis (water buffalo), 656 nucleotides long. RefSeq names its product serum amyloid A protein. The record is from RefSeq and is a predicted model, not a curated record. The coding region runs from base 143 to 538 and encodes 131 amino acids. Lineage: Eukaryota; Metazoa; Chordata; Mammalia; Artiodactyla; Bovidae. The transcript has 4 exons. Gene Ontology annotation, cellular component: extracellular region.
UUCUUUUUUUUGCUUCCACCCCAUUUCUGAUUUGGUCCACUGGCCGAGUUAGAGUAUAUAAAGCACCAGCCCCGUCUCCCAGGCAGGCAGCACAGGCAGCUCAGCUUCACCAGGAGCUUCAGCAGGAGGGCACGGCCACAGGAUGAACCUUUCCACGGGCAUCAUUUUCUGCUUCCUGAUCCUGGGCGUCAGCAGCCGGGGAUGGGGGACAUUCCUCAAGGAAGCUGGUCAAGGGGCUAAAGACAUGUGGAGAGCCUACUCUGACAUGAAAGAAGCCAAGUACAAGGAUGCAGACAAAUACUUCCAUGCCCGCGGAAACUAUGACGCUGCCCAAAGGGGACCGGGGGGCGCCUGGGCUGCUAAAGUGAUCAGUAACGCCAGAGAGACUAUUCAGGGAAUCACAGACCCUCUGCUUAAGGGUAUGACCAGGGACCAGGUACGGGAGGACUCGAAGGCUGACCAGUUUGCCAACGAAUGGGGCCGGAGCGGCAAAGACCCCAACCACUUCAGACCUGCUGGCCUGCCUGACAAGUACUGAGCUGCCUCUCCCUCUGCUCAGGAGAUGGGUCUGUGAGUCCCCAAGGGCAGGGACACUGACCUAGAGAGUUCUUUGUCCUCAGAAGGCAGCAGAUCUAAUAAAUGCUCAAGAGAUGGAA